AUGGUAUCAGGACGACAGAAACAAACUGCCCCACCAGCCCAGGUUUCACAUGAUGCCAGGCCGGCCGCUAAGACCGACGAAAUUCAGUUUGUUUUCCUAGUUGAUGAUGGAUCAGUCGUUGUUGACGGAAUCAACAUAAAUGUCUCUCUGCGAGGCAGUGGCAUUAAAGGUUCAGUGAUCCAUCAACCUUGCAGGCAAGAAUCAAGAAGUUCUACAAGUGUGGUUGUCAGCUCCGAUGAGUCUUCUGUUCAAUUUAGCAGCCGCUUAAAAGACCUGAUGAUUUGGAGGCUAAUGUGCCCCAAUGUUUUCGUUUCGCACACCUCACAGGUCAGCGGGGCCCGUGUUAAACAUGACUGGAAAUCCGCAGCUGCGUGCCGGCUGUUACUCUAUGAUAUGAACGAAGAUCCCCUUGGUAUGGUUCAAGUGGUUGAUCGAAUUGUGGAGGAUGAAGUCAAAUAUAUUAUUGAGUUGAUUUCUACGAUCGAAUCAUCACAAUCAGAGCGCGAAAUACAUUCUACCACAGCUAAGAGAAUGAUUAUCCAUCGAUUCCACGUUGCAAUGUUUUUGGAUGAUUACCAUGUACGAUUUUUACUCCUUCCGUCAUUAGUUUACUCUAUUUCUGGAAAGGUCGCUAGACUCUCUAUCGCCCCUGCGAAGGGUUCCAAAUUAGAACUUGACUUUGACCUGAAGAAUAAUUCACACAAGUUCUGGACAGAUAAUGAGGCGGAUUCGAGCAUCAUUUCUGCCCUUGAUAUCCCUCCUAUCAACGGGCGUAUCAUUGUCGAGACGCCUCCUAAUCAAACAUCUUUGGAUAUCGAUAUAACCAUGGAACUCACCAAAGUCGAUGCUGGAGCUGUCCGGUUCACAUUGGCUGGUGUCAAUAUUUUUGCAACUGCUCCUGGUUUGAGUAGUAAGGAUUACUCUGCGGACAUGAACUUUAAAGUGGGCUUGGUGCAAUUCCAUUUAGAGAAUGCUUCUCUCAAUGCACCCGUUCUUCAUUAUCCUGAAUUUAACCUCCGUCUAUCUCGCAUUAGUUUCGACCUCAAGAAACGCGAUGAGGUGCAUACAAAUCAUUAUGGUACCUUACUUCUCGACGCUCAGAUAUUGGGAACUUCAAAGACCAAUGAUGAUGGUGAUGUUGUGCGAUCAUAUGAUGUAAUCAACAAAAGUUUGCAAAUCGAACUAUAUGCCGAGACUGCAAUGAUGAUUGUUGAUAUUGCGGCCCACCUUCAAGAGAGACUGAAGACUCUCGAUUUAUCGCAGGAGGUCAAACAUCUCAGGAGACUGCGAUUGAUCACUGCACCAGAAAGGAUGUCGUCCAUGGAGACCCGUGGCGAGCAGGCCGAGACUCAAAAUCUGUUCAAUGCCAUGUACUCAGUUGUGCUCGCUAAUAUCCAAGUGAGCUGGGUCAUUUCCACGCCAGCCCACACUCUCCAAGGAAGACAACCAGAAAAUCUCGUCUUUUCCAUCAGGAAGGUAGAGCUGGCAACUAAAAGACAAAGCGCCGCCCGUCUAAGGAUUGAAGAUUUGCAACUUCAAAUGGUUCCUCUACAGAUGGACAAGACGAAAAGGUCACGAAAUUCUGCUCUUCUACCCGAGGCCGUGUUCAACGUGGCGUACCUCUCCAAUGGAAGAGAGCGCCGACUGGCAUUUCAAGCCGCGGGGAAAGAGUUGGAUAUUCGAGUGACAUCAGAAUUCAUUCUGCCAGCAAGGAUUCUUCAGGAUUCGAUCGCAUUAGCCAGCGACAACCUGCGCAAAGCAAACAGGCUUUGGAGUGCUGCGAUCCCUCUGGAAAAGAAAAAGACAACAUCUAGCACAAGUAUUAUUAGGCUCGCUUCUCUACUCAUCGAUGCUGAUUUUUCCGGAGCCGUCGUCAGUUUGCAAGGUCGGCAGGACGAUGGGACGACAGGCGCUGCUUCAACAACGACUCGAAAUUCUCGAGCAUCUGGUGGAGGCAAGUACGGCCAGUAUAUCCCGCAGGAUGCUGAAACCACAGCAACUCUGCGAGCUCCCGGGGUAGCGUUAAAAGUCCAGUACGAAGACUCUGGCGAUGGGGAGCCCACCUUGAAUGCGGAAAUGAAGGUCGAUGCCUCCACCAAUGUCCUCUACCCCACUGUUGUUCCUCUGAUCACCCAAAUAUCUGAGAGUGUGAAAGAAGUAGUUGGAGAAUCAGACGGAACGAACGACUUCUCCGAUAACAACCAACAACCUGCCCAAAAGUCCUCACUUGAGAGACCUCUGGGCACAAAUGACCCUACAACCAUCCUUGGGCGGUUCAAUACUGUCCAAUCAGCAGAGCAGAGGCGGUUUUUUGCUAUGGCUUUGGCGUUUAACUCGUUACAUGCUUCGGUCAAGCAUGUAUACUCCACCGAAUCCACAGCUAGCUUGACAGUUGACUCUAUUGUUAUGUCAACGAUAAAUAGCAAGCAUGUCAGCUCUAACAAUGGAAUUUCGGCAAUCCUGAAGAUCAGUCCUACAGGGCUUCAUGUGAACGCCAAACAAGUUCAGGACUUCCUUCUGUUCCGGGAGAUCUGGGUUCCGCCUAAAGGCCCACCGACCCAGCGGCCAGCUAAACCCCAACCCGCUACGGAUACGCAUGCAUACCUCGUGCAGCGCUACCAGCAAAUGGCUGCCACUGGCUCUUUUCCUUGGAAUGCUGUACUUGCGAUAACGCAGCUGGAUAUUUGCCUUGAUCUAGGCCAGACUUUAGGUAAAUCGGAUUUCGCCAUCAAAGGUUUAUGGUUAACGUCGAAGAAAACGUCUGAUUGGGAGCAAAAUCUCUGCAUUGGAUUUGAGGAAAUCGCUAUUGAAAGUAAGGGCCGGCUAAGCGGGAUCAUUGGGUUGCAUGACUUUAAGAUUCGAACGUCGAUCCGAUGGCCAGACAGCGAUCAAAAAGCAUACCAGACUCCCUUGAUCCAGGCAUCAGCAAGGUUCAAUCAACUAGAGACGAAAGUAUCCUUCGAGUAUCAACCAUUCUUGGUGGCGGAUAUAUCGUCGUUCGUGUUUUUCAUGUACAACGUUCGGAAUACAUCAUUAUCGCAGAAGGACUAUCUUGUCAGCAUUCUGGAGGGAGAUAGAGUUCAAAUAUUCUGCACCUCACUUACUGCUUCGCAAAGCUUAGCUCUAUACCAAGCACUCCAACGAUUCGUACAAGAGAAACAGACCGCGUAUCAAUCCUCCUUAAAGGAAAUUGAAAGAUUCCUGCGUCGCAAAUCCACAAUCGGCUUCGACGAGCUUCUUCAGCAACCAGCAGCAGAUGCUCCAUUGGCAAAGAAAGCCGACGACGAUAACCAGAAAAUGCCGAUAUCGCUGCACACCGAAGUGGUUGUAAUUCUCAAAUCCAUCAACCUCGGCGCAUUCCCGGGUACGUUCCACGACCACCAGAUCUUCAAACUGGUAGCUCUGGAUGCCGAAGCGCGUUUCUCCGUCGCAGCUGAAGAUGGACGAAUCCACAGCGGACUUGGGCUCACACUGGGCCAGCUCAAGGUAGAACUUUCCAGCAUCAGUCGGCCCACGGGAGCCCCACCGCCAGCACCCGAAGACCUCUCAGUACACGACAUCGUGACGCGUGCCGAUGAAUCCCGCGGCGGGACGAUCCUAAACGUACCUCGUGUCCUCGCAAGCAUGGAAACCUGGCAAACACUCCACUCGAACCAGAUAGACUACAUCUUCAAAAGCUCCUUUGAAGGUAAAGUCGACGUUGGCUGGAACUACUCGCGCAUCAGUUUUAAUCGGGGGCAUGUGGGACUAACCAACAACAACAGCCUUGCCAGCCGGCUGGGGAAACCGCUGCCACAGCCGACGGUAAAGAUUACGCGCGAACGCGACGAGGGCAGCGAAGGCGGAGAGGAUACGGGUCAGGUAAAAAUCACGGCGGUAGUCAAUGUGCCGCAGUCGCGGUAUGUGUAUACAGCGCUAGAGCCGCCGGUGAUCCAGACGCCGCAGCUGCGGGAUAUGGGGGAAGCGACGCCGCCGCUUGAGUGGAUUGGGUUGCAUCGGGAUAAGCUGCCGCAUAUCACGCAUCAGAUCCUCAUUGUGACGUUGAUGGAAAUUGCGAAAGAUGUGGAGGAUGCGUAUGCGAAGAUUUUGGGGUCGGCAUAA
This is a messenger RNA of Histoplasma mississippiense, 4101 nucleotides long. RefSeq lists its product with no specific name. The record is from RefSeq and is a predicted model, not a curated record. Gene Ontology annotation, biological process: fermentation. Gene Ontology annotation, cellular component: membrane. NCBI's taxonomy places the organism in Eukaryota, Fungi, Ascomycota, Eurotiomycetes, Onygenales, Ajellomycetaceae. The transcript has 3 exons. Bases 1 to 4101 code for a protein of 1366 amino acids.